AUUAGAAACUUCUCUUUUAUCAAAGAGUUUGAAGUUUGCUCUUCUGAUGUAACGGAAGUUGACAGGCGACGCGAAGUCACGUCGUGGUAUUUCAUCUCCUCCGAUCUCCGGCGAUGGCGACCGACAACGAACCGGCGAAGCUACUCUUGCCUUAUCUCCAACGGGCCGACGAGUUGCAGAAACACGAGCCUCUCGUCGCUUACUACUGUCGAUUGUACGCUAUGGAACUAGGGUUGAAGAUUCCUCAAAGCGAUCGGACUAAGACCACCAACGCCCUCCUUGUUUCCCUUAUGAAACAGCUUGAAAAGGAUAAGAGCUCAUUGAAGUUGGCGCCUGAUGAUCAUCUACAUUUGGAGGGAUUUGCCUCAAAUGUGUUUGCUAAGGCAGAUAAACAAGAUAGAGCAGGACGAGCAGAUCUAAAUACUGCCAAAACUUUCUAUGCUGCAAGCAUUUUCUUUGAAAUCCUUAAUCAGUUUGGCGAGCUUCAGCCUGAUCUCGAGCAGAAACAGAAGUACGCAGUAUGGAAAGCAGCGGAUAUAAGAAAAGCUUUGAAAGAAGGGAGGGAGCCCCACCCUGGUCCUCCUGAUGGUGGCGAUCAUCUGGGGAUCCCAUCAAAUACAUCAAGUGUUGAAUAUGAUCUCGGAACAAGCAGAGGUGAUGAUCCUGCCGGGCCUGACUUGACCAGAGUAAAUUCUGCUACAAAAACUUCACCAGAUUUAGAUUCAUCUCCUCAAGGGUAUGAUAAACCUGAUUUUCACCAUCCUGCCCAUACCCCGACAUCCCCAAGUUUUACGCCAACCACACCCUCACCUUCUUUGGGGAUUUCUCCAUCGCCUAACUACCCCACAGACAAUUACCCAUCUGAAAAUGUUCAUCAACAACCCACACCCUCACCUUCUCCAGCAAUUUCUCCAAUGAACAACUCAGAGCAUUCUUUUUAUCAUCAACCGUAUAGCCUCUCGCCAUACCAACCAGAACUUCAGCAACACUUACCCCAACAAUACCCUUUACAGGAUGCAUCACCAUUGUCGUACCCCAACUUCCAGUCUUAUCCUAGUUUCUCGGACAGUAGCCUUCCGGCAGCCCCAACUCAUUACCCUUCUUAUUAUCAAGGCUCUGAAGCUUCCUACCCGGCAGCCCAUACUUCAGCAUUUCCUCCUGCUCAACACAAUUCUAGCGGUAGAAAUGAAAGCCUUCAUGAAGCCGUUCAACCUCCCACGCAAGAAUAUGAACAGAAGAGCAAUUACCAGCCUCCGCCUGAGAAAAUAGCGGAAGCGCACAAAGCUGCGAGGUUUGCUGUUGGGGCUCUGGCAUUUGAUGAUGUUUCUAUUGCAGUUGAUUACCUUAAGAAAUCUCUCGACUUACUGACAAAACCAUCAGCUGGACACUGAAUUCAAUUACAGUACCACUAUUGCCUAAUACGUUGCAUUGUUUGAUCAUAUGUAAUGUUUAAAGUGGUCGUGCUUGCUUCCCAUGUUCAUAAACAUAUUCCCAUGUUCAUAAACAUAUUUGGAAAUUGUGGAGUUGUGUGAAAAUUGGUUCUUUCUUGA
Andrographis paniculata is the source of this 1550-nucleotide messenger RNA. Its product is annotated as protein HOMOLOG OF MAMMALIAN LYST-INTERACTING PROTEIN 5-like. Gene Ontology annotation, cellular component: multivesicular body. Bases 114 to 1391 code for a protein of 425 amino acids. Gene Ontology annotation, biological process: late endosome to vacuole transport via multivesicular body sorting pathway. Lineage: Eukaryota; Viridiplantae; Streptophyta; Magnoliopsida; Lamiales; Acanthaceae. The transcript is spliced from 6 exons. The record is from RefSeq and is a predicted model, not a curated record.